This is a messenger RNA of Cottoperca gobio, 4139 nucleotides long. It is a transcript of the gene znf341, whose product is annotated as zinc finger protein 341. Bases 32 to 2959 code for a protein of 975 amino acids. The transcript is spliced from 16 exons. Lineage: Eukaryota; Metazoa; Chordata; Actinopteri; Perciformes; Bovichtidae. The record is from RefSeq and is a predicted model, not a curated record.
AGCGCCUAUCGCGCAGCAGAGGAGCUUCAAGAUGGCGCAAGCAAUAUUUGAAGUGCUUGAAGGCAUGGACAACCAGACAGUGCUGGCAGUCCAGUCUCUGCUGGAUGGCCAGGGUGGAGUUCCUGAUCCAAACAACCAGAAUGUCUCCGGGACGUCCUCUAUCCAGUCGAUGGACGACGAGGAUGUGUUCCUGUGUGGGAAGUGUAAGAAACAGUUUAAUUCUCUGCCAGCCUUCAUGACACACAAGAGGGAGCAAUGUCAGUCUAGCGUACCCUCCCUGUCCACAGUUUCUCUGGCCUCCACCAAUGCCUACACACCGGUCCCCUCAAUCAGCUCUGUACCACAGACUCCUGCCAACCGACAGGUGUCCACCUACAUCACAGUCCCUCCCUCCCCUCUGACACACACUCUGGUUCAAGGCAACGUGUUGGUCAGUGACGAUGUUCUCAUGUCGGCUAUCUCAGCCUUCACGUCCAUCGACCAGCCUAUGGCCACCAUGCAGGCGCCUGUACAGAGUAACCUAAGCAUGCACACAGCUGGUGUAUCUUACCUGCAGCACCAUCACCACCACCACCACCAUCACCAUCACCAUCACCAGCAACAACAACAACAGCAGCAACAACAGCAACAACAGCAACAACAGCAGCAACAGCAACAACAACAACAACAGCAGCAACAACAGCAGCAACAACAGCAACAGCAGCAACAGCAACAACAGCAACAACAGCAACAACAACAGCAACAACAGCAGCAGCAGCAGUCCUCCCACCCCCAGACGCCGGCACACCCCCUGCCAGCUGGACAGCCCACCCAGCAGCCGCUCUCCUCGCAGGUCCCAGCCAGCCACAGCAACUCAGUGGUGCAGGUGUACAGCACACUGCCCCAUAUGGCUGGGGGUGGUGGUGCAGAGAUCCACGCCUUGGGUCUGCAACCUUUCCAUCCUGUACAAGUGCCCAGUCAGUGUGUGGAGAGCCAGUCAUUCAACACCCCCCCUGUCUACAGCCCUGGGAAGCAGUGCACAAAAACAAAGACCUGCAGCAUCACCACAAACCUCACAGAGCUGGGAGACUUUGAAAAGGUCAUCAUCCCCAAACGAUCAAGGAGUAGCAAAAAAACCUCUGAUGGGGCCACAGCAGAGCAUCUGAAAGGAAAAGUACCAAAGCUGAAGUGUAAUUUCUGUGACAAAAUCUUCUCGAAAAACUUUGACCUUCAGCAGCACAUUAGAAGUCACACAGGAGAGAAACCGUUUCAGUGCAUCGUCUGUGGCCGAGCUUUUGCCCAAAAGUCCAACGUGAAGAAACACAUGCAGACACACAAGGUGUGGCCUCUGGGUGUGGCCAGCACAGUGUCCAGACUACCAAUCACAGUAAAGGUGGUACCAGUGUCAGCCAAUGAGGAGGAGGAGGGGGACGGGGAGCCGCAGCAGCGGCAGCAAGGUGAACCAGAGGAGGAGGAGGAGGAGGUACAGCAGCAGAACUGUCCAACACAAAUCGAAGAAGAGGAAGUUCAAACAGAAGCUCCAGGGGAGUUGGAGGAGAGUGCGGCUGAGGCUCGGGCUGAUCUGGAGGGCAGCCUUGGGGAGGACGCACAGAACGGGCAUCCUCAGGUACAGAUGCAGGUGCAGGUGCAGACCAACCAGGACCAACAGUGCCAAGCUCAGACCAAACAGAUAGUUGUAAUAGACAGCUCCUACCAGUGCCAGUUCUGCACCAGCAAGUUCAAGACCUACUUCCAGCUCAAGUCUCACAUGACCCAGCACAAAGGGGAACAGGUUUAUAAGUGUGUGUUGAAGUCCUGCUCCCAGACCUUCCAGAAGUUGGAUCAGUUCCUGGAGCAUACCAGGACACACCAGGAGCAGCUGACCUACCGCUGCCACCUCUGCAGCAAGGUGUUCCCCUCACUGUUUGAACUGGGAGUCCACCAGUACUCCCACUGCUUCUGCCCACAACAAAAUACACGCAAGGAAACCACCAUCUACAGGUGUGUGAAGUGUCAAAGCAGAUAUUCUACCCAAGAGGCAUUGGAACAACAUCUACUGACGGCCUCCCACAACUUUCCCUGCCCACAUUGUCAAAAGGUUUUCCCGUGUGAAAGGUACUUCAGACGCCAUCUCCCUACUCAUGGCGUUGGAGGAAGGUUCAAGUGUCAGAUCUGCAAGAAAGCCUUCAAGACAGAGCACUACCUCAAACUGCACACACGCAUUCACUCAGGUGAAAAGCCAUACAAAUGCCCCCUCUGUGAGGCGACGUUCAACAGGAAAGACAAAGUGAAGCGACACAUGCUCAUCCAUGAACCCUUCAAGAAAUACAAGUGUCCCUUUAGGACACAUGUAGGCUGCACCAAAGAAUUCAACAGACCAGACAAACUCAAGGCCCACAUUCUGUCACAUUCUGGUAUCAAACCCUACAAGUGUCUUUUUUGUCAGAAGGCGUUUAGCCGCAGGGCCCACAUGCUGGAGCAUCAGCAGUCCCACACAGAUAAUUACCGCUUCAGAUGCUCCACCUGCAACAAGGGAUUCACCAGACAGAGCUAUUACAGAGAUCACAAAUGUCCUGCAGCACGAAACAGGACAGGAAGUGAAGGAGGGACGGCAGAGGGAGACGAGGGCGGGGGAGUGCUGAUGGCAGAGGAGAAGGAUGGAGAGGACGACGGGAGAAGGAGCAGGAACGGGGGAGAUGAGGGAGAGAAGGAUGACAGCUCAGAGGGCAGCCAAGAGCAGGUGGAAACAAACGGGGAGGAGGAGGAAGAAGAAGAAGAAGAGGAGGAGGAGGGAGAGGAGGAGGAAGAGGAGGAGGAGGGGCGGAGGACUGAUGAGGGUUGUGAGGCUGCACUGACUAUCACCACCAUUGAAGGGCAGCGGGACAGAGAGGAGGAGGAUGACGGGAUGGAACAUGGUGGCGUGGCACUGGAGCAGAUUCAGAGCAAUGACCAAAACUGUUUGCAGCAGCCAUGUUUGUAGUUUUAACCAUUAUCUUUGUAGGAAUAUUUCCUGGAUACGGACCAAACAAACUAAGCUAUCCAAUAUUUAAAGAGUCUGGGAAACUAUAUCAUUAUUUGUUUUAAAUUAAAACGUUAUUUAUAUUAUACACACUGCUUUUACUUCUUUAACUGUAAAGUAAGUACAGUAUGUUACCUGGUAGAUCUGAAUUGUCAAAAUAACCAGUGGACUAUUUCCAUGUACUCGUGUACAAAUGUUGUUAAGCCACAGUGGUUCAUUUAAAAUGUCGACAUUUUUAUUUAUUUAAUGUUGCAAAAACUAAAUCAUUUUAACUUUGUCUCAAAGUAUCUUUGGGGUGGCUGUGGUAGCGUGGUCGUCCUCCGGUCGGAAGGUCGGCAGUACGAUCCCCAGCCCCUGCAGUCAGCAUGUCAAAGUGUCCUUGGGCAAGAUACUGAUGACCAACGGUGUGUGAGUGUGUGUGUGUGAGUGUGUGUGAAUGGUUAUUCUACUGACAAGCUGAUGUACAAUCUGUCUAUGGGUGAAUGACAUGUGUUGUAAAGUUCUUUGAGUGAUUGGAAAGAUUGGAAAAGCGCUAUAUAAAAGCAGUCCAUUUGUGUUCAUAUAAAUGUUCUUGAAUUUUUACAAAGAAUUCCAUCCUCUGAUACUCUUUUUCUGUUACGUAUGAUCAGUUUGACAUUGUUUGUUGUAUUUAUUGGGGAGCCCACUUCCCUCAGCUUCCCUGGUUUUCUUCUACUGCAGUUGGUGAUUUCUUAGAUUUCUGAGACUAGCUGGAGGGAGCACUAAGAAAAAAGUAAUAUUCAGAAAUAUUGAUUUAGUUAUGCAGACAUUCUACCAUCCAUCAAGUCCACAAAGGGCUCAUGGGGACGUGAAAACAUGGUGAAAUAACCAAAUGUUGUUAAUACAAAUGGCCUAAAUGUAGAAUAUUAUUACAUAUUGAUUUUAAAUAAAUAUGUAUGCUGUAAUGCGCUUUGUACUCAUGCAUACUAGGUCUAAAUCUUUUCAGGGUCAGACUGUCUCUCUUGUCACAGAAGUGAAGCUCUACGCCAUGUAGAUGUUUCAUGUGAGUACAGUUUAGCAUCAACUGUGUUAAUGAUAGUUCAAGUAAAGGACAUUUUCACGAUGAUAGUUGUAAUUGGGAUAAGUGGCUAGACCAGGGGUGUCAAACUCAUUUUAGUUCAGG